UCAGCCGGCCCCUGGUAGUUUUUAUAUUGGGGGAAAGAUAAUCAGAAGUUCUACUUCUGAUUGCUUCUAUUCUCACGGUGAAAUAAGAAACAGGGUCAUUUGUUGAGACAAAAGAAAAAGGAAGCGGGCAGUUCGCACUUACCGGUCUGGGCGGCAGGGACGCUCCGCCGCUCUCCCGAUGGGGCAGUGCUUUCCCUGUCCCGGGGAGUCCGCGCCUCCCUCGGACCCGGCAGAGAAAAGAGCAAAACUUGCAGAGGCUGCAGAGAGAAGAGAGAAGGAGGCUGCAUCUCAUGGCAUUUUGGAUGUUCGUUCUGUGGAAGAAAAGAGAAAGAAAAAGAAAAAAAUGGAAAAACAAAUUGCUACGUCUGGGCCCCCACCAGAAGGUGGACUUAGAUGGACAGUUUCAUGA
Hipposideros armiger (great roundleaf bat) is the source of this 409-nucleotide messenger RNA. Its product is annotated as small VCP/p97-interacting protein-like. Gene Ontology annotation, cellular component: endoplasmic reticulum membrane. Gene Ontology annotation, biological process: negative regulation of ERAD pathway; positive regulation of autophagy; negative regulation of VCP-NPL4-UFD1 AAA ATPase complex assembly. The record is from RefSeq and is a predicted model, not a curated record. NCBI's taxonomy places the organism in Eukaryota, Metazoa, Chordata, Mammalia, Chiroptera, Hipposideridae.